This is a messenger RNA of Myxocyprinus asiaticus (Chinese sucker), 1245 nucleotides long. RefSeq names its product heat shock transcription factor family member 5 (gene hsf5). The record is from RefSeq and is a predicted model, not a curated record. Bases 1 to 1245 code for a protein of 414 amino acids. The transcript is spliced from 5 exons. Gene Ontology annotation, molecular function: sequence-specific DNA binding; DNA-binding transcription factor activity. Lineage: Eukaryota; Metazoa; Chordata; Actinopteri; Cypriniformes; Catostomidae. Gene Ontology annotation, biological process: regulation of DNA-templated transcription.
AUGGAGUUUGACCAGUCACUUCUCAGCGUCCCCAUAAACCACAAUAACUUCCCUGCUAAGCUAUGGCGUUUGGCAAACGAUCCCAACAACAGGUCCGUUGUCUGGAACCUGAGUGGGGACGGAGUGAUCAUCGACCAACAGCGCUUUGAGACCGAACUGCUGUCGCCAGUCAAACAAGAAGCUGAUGUGUUCAAGACCAACAACUUCACCAGUUUCAUCCGACAGCUCAACCUGUACGGCUUCCGCAAGGUUUUCGACGGACUCUCCAAAGACAAGCACCCCAGCCUGCAUCACUUUCACAACCCCAACUUCAAACUGGGUCGACCAGAACUUCUGGUAAAUCUAAAGAGGCUGACCAUCAGUAACAAGGCCAAGAUCCAGGCUGGAGAGAAGGUGACCUGUCGUGCACCGCCCCGAGUCAAUCAACAAUCUGAGCACAACGAGAAAAGAGGUUCUGCACAACCAUAUCAGUACCACGGUACAGAAUCCCAUCAGGUGAAAAAGGGAUAUGACCGAACCCCGAUCCCAUCCCGUUCCUGGAACUUUCGUCACAGUGAUGUGCCCCCCUUCUAUGCUGAAAAGGGCAUCCCGGUUUCUGUUAUCCGCCGAUAUCAGCCCGACACUCUGCAUGGGAUUCAACCCAGCACCUCUGCUGUGUUUCGUCCACAGGAGCCUAAAUAUAUACCACAUCCCUCAACAUAUACGCCUGCAUUUUACUUGCCAGUAGUUUGUCAGUGUUGUACUCCUGGCUAUAUGGAAGCAAACAGAGCAGGCGGUGAUCAAGCAUCGCUUUCAUACUCACAUUAUGGUUAUUACCCGAACUAUACAAUGAGCUAUCCUCACAACAGCAUCCAAACUCCUGAAUGGGGGGCAAACAACACGCUCGAGUCUAAGAGGAGUGACGUGAACCUCGACAGAGUGUUUCAGAUGGUGGAUGAGUUCCAGAGCUUACCGAACGUCCACAUUGUGAAAGUGGGCACCCCUGUGAAAGCCCAGCACAUGCCCGCCUCAUCCGAGCCCUCUACAUCUACUCUCUACACCUCGUCUGCUGCUUCUAAACCUGAAUCUGCCAGUCUUCAGAGCUCCACACCCAAUACUGUGACAUCCAGUUCUGUGUCAGGCGUGAAUCCCUCUGGCAGUGUGGGCACUUACUUCAAACUAGAGUCAGAGGAGCAUAAAAUUGGAAAGCAUGAGGUGACAGGCAAGAUUCCUCAGCAUGUGCUCAUGACAAGCAUUAUAAUAUGA